Molecule: messenger RNA, 2639 nt
Organism: Marasmius oreades (fairy-ring Marasmius)
Lineage: Eukaryota; Fungi; Basidiomycota; Agaricomycetes; Agaricales; Marasmiaceae
Exons: 16
Biological process (GO): endoplasmic reticulum mannose trimming; carbohydrate metabolic process; mannose trimming involved in glycoprotein ERAD pathway
Cellular component (GO): membrane; endoplasmic reticulum
Molecular function (GO): calcium ion binding; mannosyl-oligosaccharide 1,2-alpha-mannosidase activity
Source: RefSeq, a predicted model, not a curated record
AGAGCACUCGGGCUUCAUCGUCGUUGGACUCGUCUAAUCAAUGGACUCCUCAACGAAAACUACUCGCCCGGGAGCAGACUCGUGAACUGUGGUAUCAUGGAUUCGAUAACUACAUGACAUUUGCGUUUCCGCUGGACGAGCUGACGCCAUUGAGUUGUUCUGGGCAAGGUCCUGAUUGGGAGAACGCCCUCAACAUAGGAUAUAACGACGUUAUGGGGAAUUUCUCCUUAACAUUGAUAGAUGUUCUAGAUACAUUCGUUGUCCUCAAUGAUCGCCCGGGUUUUGAAAAUGCGGUCAAAGAUGUAAUAGAAUGGGUCUCCUUCGACGUCAACACCAAACCGCAAGUUUUUGAAACAACAAUUCGGGUGCUAGGAGGACUCCUAUCCGGGCACAUAUACGCGAACAAAACCGGCCCUUUUCACCUUCCCUGGUAUAAAGGCGAACUCCUCGACAUGGCACACGACCUUGGUACAAGGCUACUUCCCGCAUUUUCAACCCCUACAGGUAUCCCGUAUGCCAGAGUUAAUUUGAGACGGGGAGUCAUAAAAGGCGAAACAACGGAGACUUGUACUGCUGGCGCGGGGUCCCUCAUCCUGGAAUUUGCAACUCUCAGCCGUCUCACCGGUGAUGACCGUUUCGAGAGAGCUGCACAUAAGGCCUUCUUUGCGUUGUGGAAUCGCAGGUCGGAUAUCGAUCUGGUUGGAAAUACAAUCAAUACCUGGACAGGUGAAUGGAACUCCCCCGAGAUAACCGGUAUAGGUGCUGGCAUUGAUUCCUUCUACGAGUAUGCGUUGAAGUGGUAUAUUCUAAGUGGUGACGUUGAAUUCCUUGACGUUUGGGACGAUGCAUACACUUCCAUUAUGAGAUAUUCGCGAUCUACAGAUGGAUUUUGGUAUCGUCUGGUAAACAUCCGCAGUGGCGACGUCGCGUAUAAUACCAUUGAUUCGCUCUCGGCAUUCUGGCCUGGGUUACAAGUGUUAGCCGGUGAUAUUCAGAAUGCUGUUAGACUACAUAUGCUAUAUUAUAAUCUCUGGAGAAAGCACUCAGGAAUACCCGAAGUCUACGACACCAGUUUUAGGCAAGCCACUUCUCAUGGAUACCCUUUACGACCCGAAUUCAUUGAAUCUACUUGGUAUCUCUAUCGCGCUACACGUGAUCCUUUCUAUUUAGAUGUUGGGGAAAGAGUACUAUUCGAUAUUACCACCCGCGCGAAAGUGGCUUGUGGAUUGACCGGAAUCCAAGAUUUGCGCACAAACAAGCGAGAUGAUCGUAUGGAGUCCUUCGCUCUUUCUGAAACUCUGAAGUAUUUGUUUCUGCUUUUCGAUGAGAAGAACCCUUUACACGAGGACGACUCAAAUUAUGUUUUCACGACAGAAGGACAUCUCUUGACUCUCGACAGUCAACACCUCAAGCCAAUUUCUUCAGUAAGAAGGAAGUUGAGGAAGAUUGAAAAACAUCAAUGCCCUUCAUAUGAGCCUUCUACAACGUCCGGUUCAGGUCCUCAAACCAAACCAGGACUAGUGAUGGGCGUUCGUGGACGAUCCGAUGCGGAUUAUUCUAGAGAACUGGUUGACUUAAACGCGACUGAUCUAGAUAGUCGGUUCUGGUUUUCCGAUGGCCAGUGUGACGCGCCUAAACCAGAGUUAUAUUCAUACGAUUUCAUUCUAUCUUCCAAUGGACGACUUGUUCCCGAAGAUUUGAGCCCAAGUUUGCUUAAACUGACCCCAGCCUCGGAUGGAUAUAUCAUUCAAAACAUUACUGGGAUCCGUACCCAUAUCGUUCGGCGUCUGGAUGGCAAAGGAUUCGACAUAAGAAAACUGGGACACUACGCCGUGCGGCCUGGGAACCUUGUGUAUAUCAAUGACACAUCGCUCAUACUCGGGCCAUCGACGGACUCAGAGACCACGCGUAGUCCAGCCGUACAACUACACUUCUAUGUCGACCAAGUGGAUCCAAUGCGCACCGUCUUCCCUCCUUUGGACGAUGGCGGUUUCGAGGAAGUGACUGUGACCGGAUUUACAGCAUUCUUUGGUGGGGAUCUAUCACCAGCUUCUCCCAAAUCACGAAAGAAGCCUUUGAAAUUCUCCGGCGAAGUUCCUGUCUACCGGGAUGCUACCAAUGUGUUUGGUUGUUCUCCUUACGCGAAGUCUUUUCAUGGCGGAGCCAUACUCAUCCGUCGCGGCGAAUGUACCUUUCUUCAGAAAUUGGUGGAAGCAAGGAAUUCCGGGGCUGCUGGUGUCUUGGUCGUAAACGACGAUAACAUAGGUAUCAACCCUACCGCCAAUCCAGACGAACUGGCGGCUGCGGGCGAUCUAUCCGACGUUGCCAUGGCAGUACUACCUCAUGAUAUCGGAAUGGUCGUUGAAGAGCUGCUUGACAUGGGUACCGAUCGGGGUAUAAGACAACCGAUGGUUAUUCUGGAGCAUGAACGUGAACCACCGAUAUCAGAGGUCAAAGAAACUGAUAACAAGAAGGAUGAAAAGGGUAGCAACAAGAUUUUGUAUCUCAAUGGUCACCCAUUACAGAAUACGCGACUGUUAUUCUGAUACGUUAAAAUAAAUACCGAUAGAUUAAAUUCAGUCAUCGGAUUGAACGAUGGAAUAGACAGAUAUUCUAGUGUCUUUCCUCCUUGUUUGGCG